CUCUGUUAAUGGUUCUUCAUUCAGGAACAAAAUAUUGCUUUUCUGGCUGACCAAGGCUGACUUCAGAAACUCCUGCAUCUCUGUGUUAAGGUUUCCUUUUAGUCUUCUCUUCUAGGUGCUUUCCAAACAUAUCACUUUUGCAGAUAUCACCAGUUAGCCAGCCAUGCUGAUCCUGUCCUGUGCCUCCAAGUUGCAGUUUCUGGAGGGCGUGCUGAGAAGGAGCCUGCCUCAGACACUUCCUAUUUAUGGGGCAGUGAUGCACAUCAACCGUGGAAACCCUGUUCAGCAUGAAGUGGUAGUAGACUCUUGGCCUGAGUUUAAAACUGUCCUUACACGUCCACGUAAAGGGGUGAUUAAAAACAAAUUGGAUUUUUAUGCCAAUUUGCAUGCUGCUUUCUAUUCAGACAUGGACAGCUGUCAAGCUCUCUUGGAAAAUGAGGACAGCAUUGAUUGGGGCAGAGCCUUUCAGAUGCAAGUUUUCCAAGAUGGGGUAAAUGAAAUCAUCCAAGAUAUAGCGAAGACCAGAGGUGUCCAUCUGAAGACAUACAAUUACGUAACACUGACGCAUCCAAACCCAUCUACUCUAUCUGAGGGCCGAUUCAAAAGUGACCUCCUCCACUUUGGCACCCUUAAGCCAUCCCAUGCAUCCUCGCUCAAUGAUGUUUGGGACUUUGGGGGCAAUGAUCGGAGCCUGUGUUAUCUGGAAAGCUUGAUCCGCAACUUCCCUAGUGCUUGCCUCCUAGAUAAGGAAGGCCAGUUGGCUGCUUGGUGCCUUAUUGAUCCUUAUGGUUGCUUAACACAUGGCUACACCUUCCCUCAAUAUCGGGGACAGGGAUGGAUUGGACUCAUCCUACAGAAUUUAGGAAGACAGAUGCAUGCUCUUGGCUUUCCUCUGUAUGCUGCAGUUCUGGCAGAAAAUGAACCCUCCAUACGAUCACUACUGAACCAGGGAUUCCACAUUCUUCCUGGGACAUAUUACACACUUAUUUCAACACCAGUCCCCAACCCCAAACAUUAGCAGAAAAGAGUAAUUUCUCAAAAAAUAUAUCCAGAAAACCAUUUUUAUAAUUGUUUUCAAAGAAGAAACAAAGAGAUGUUAGACUGGAGCGAUAAGAUUUAAACGCUUGAUUGGUUAAAUUAAAUAUUAAGUUUAAAGCAUCGGUACUUUAAAGAGCCACAUAAUUCUUAAUUUAUUCUUAAAUAAAGUGGUAUUAUUAUUAUCAGUAUUAUUAUUAUUUCCCAAGCUCAGCAAAACUGAGCUUAGAAAAGUAAAUGCAGUCUACAAACAUUGGAAUCUUCUAGCCAGCAUUAGAAUGAUAGUGAUGUCCAAAAUCUUGGGGUCCAUUUCCUGUUGUGCUGGCGCCAAUCAAUCCCAAACAGAAACAUGCCAAGAUGAGAGAUCCUUUAUUGUUCCAUUGACAUAGAAAGGAUUCCAGGGGAAAACAUCUCAAAAUCCAACAUAACCCACAGCCCGGAAAAUGCAUGUACAUUUUGUAGAUGUUUGAAAGGCACUGGAGAAAAUAAUCGUUUGAUGUAUUGUCAAAGGCUUUCAUGGUUGGAAUCACUGGGGUGUUGUGUGGUUUCCGUUCUGUAUGGCCGUGUUCUAGCAGCAUUUUCUCCUGAUGUUUCACCUGCAUCUGUGGCUGGCAUCUUGAGGAUUCUGGGCCAUACAGCCUAGAAACCACACAAUACCCUAGUCAUUUGCUGUGAUUGGUACAAAUAACAAUCUAUAAUCUCAUUCGUUCAAAAGUACAUUUGUGUUUGCAAGGUGUACAGUUUGCAAAUGGUGUACAGUAUUGCAGGAAACUUAAUAAACCUCUUUAUUGGAGGAAUAA
Messenger RNA from Anolis carolinensis (green anole), 1835 nucleotides. RefSeq names its product glycine N-acyltransferase-like protein 3. Gene Ontology annotation, cellular component: mitochondrion. The record is from RefSeq and is a predicted model, not a curated record. The coding region runs from base 164 to 1018 and encodes 284 amino acids. Gene Ontology annotation, molecular function: glycine N-acyltransferase activity. Lineage: Eukaryota; Metazoa; Chordata; Lepidosauria; Squamata; Anolidae. The transcript has 6 exons.